AACGCAGACACACGCCUCACAGCCCAGCAUCAUAUUCACAGCAAUAAGAAUGCGGAGUUUGUUCUCUAUAGCUCUUGUGCUGGUGGUGGUCUCGAUGAUCACUGUUGAAGCCAGUAUGAAGAAAAAAGAAAAGGGCAAAGAGCCCAAAGCAGAUGCUGAGUGCAGUGAAUGGCAGUAUGGGAAAUGCGUGCCCAAUAGCGGAGACUGUGGAAAUGGCAUCCGAGAGGCAACCUGCAACGAACAAACCAAGAAAACCAAGUGCAAAGUCCCAUGCAACUGGAAGAAGGACUUUGGCGCCGACUGCAAGUACAAGUUUGGUCGUUGGGCCGAAUGUGACACUACUACAGGAACCAGAAGCAGGUCUGGGACAUUGAAGAAGGCGCUGUUCAACGCUGAAUGCCAGACCACCAUUAAAGUGUCCAAACCUUGCACCCCAAAGACCCCCAAACCCAAGGGAGGCGAGAAGAAGAAAGGAAAAGGGAAGGAAAACUAACUUGGCGAGCACCCCUACUGCCCUCUCAGUGGUACAUUCCUACGUGACACGCCCAAAUCCUCCAAAUGGUGAAUGCUGAGAGGAAUAAAACAAAACUGUAGCCCUACCUAUUGUUUUUAUUCCCACCUUCCUCGUUUUGUAAUUAGUAAAUGUACGUGUCUAUGCUGUUGUAAUUUGUAGCAGGUUUUUAAUUGUAAUUGACUUUUGCAUGUAUAAAACAGGCCGCAGCGAAAUCUGUCGUCUAACAAAUUGUCUUUACUAAAGAGGAAAACUGGCAAGAUCCUAAUUAUGCCCCCCCCCUAAAGUGAUCUGUAAAUGACAACGAGAUUGAAUGGAUGUCAUAACAUGUAAGGUGAAUGUUUAAAACACUGCUCCUGGUGGUAACGGCCUAUAUAAGUACCUAUGUUUAUAAAUGUUUAUGUUUUUAGAUUUGAUGGAUGUACAAUCAAAAUUGACAUCACUAACGGAUUACUUCUGCAGGUUGUGAAUAAAUGAAAGUGUAUUUUCAAUAA
Molecule: messenger RNA, 1005 nt
Organism: Danio rerio (zebrafish)
Lineage: Eukaryota; Metazoa; Chordata; Actinopteri; Cypriniformes; Danionidae
Gene: mdkb
Product: midkine b
Biological process (GO): signal transduction
Cellular component (GO): extracellular region
Molecular function (GO): growth factor activity
Source: RefSeq, marked provisional